AUAAUGUUGAGGCCCUCAACGAUAUACUGCUUUACGGGAGUCCCGUUGCUUACUAUGAAAAUCAUGAAACUCUUAAAAACACUACUAACUUCUACUUCUAUCACAAGCUUUGCUUCGGAUUCUUCUUCUCCUGGCUCAUCUUCAUCUCGAGCAGCUUUUGCCUUUGCUCGCGACCCAGGCCGAUCUACCCGAUCAAAUUUACCUCCAACUCGAUACAUUUUCGUCCCAUCUUCUAAUCAACCGGGACCUCCUCCUCCUAGUUUCACUUCUGGCGAACUACUACCAACCUUCCCUUGUUCGGAAUUCUUCCAUCCCACUUUAGCUCCUCAAAAAGUCCUUGAUCUCGGCAUCCCAUCCAACUUUACCCUUCUCUGCCCUGUUCCAGAAAGAGAUCGGAUUGAAGACAUCGACUCCAAUCACAUAGUGAUUUACGAAGAUUCACUAGAAGCUAGCUUACGAAUUCCCUUCCAUCCAUUAGUUUGCGACUUCCUAGAUAAAUACUGUAUUCUUCCGGUCCAAAUACCUCCUAAUUCUCGGAGAAUCCUUCUCUGGUUUAUACUUAUUUGCCAUAGACCAGCUCUUAGGGUCGAGAGCUACCUCGUAGAUAUUCAAGACGUUCUCCGAAUAACGAACUGAUACCUAUUUCAAUUACUGGAAUCUCUAAAAUCUUCUCAAAGCGCACUAGAAGUCAAGAAGGAAAACUUGUCCAAACGCCAGAAAAACACGCAUCACGUAAGGGUCAAAGGACGACAUGCAGAAUCCUUGAAAAGAUAUAUCAUUGUAUGAGCAGCCUUUAUUUGAA
Molecule: messenger RNA, 802 nt
Organism: Populus euphratica (Euphrates poplar)
Lineage: Eukaryota; Viridiplantae; Streptophyta; Magnoliopsida; Malpighiales; Salicaceae
Exons: 2
Coding region: 4-636 (210 amino acids)
Source: RefSeq, a predicted model, not a curated record